UCUUUUUCUUCUUCUUCAACUGUAAACUUGAGUUUUAUGUGAUCUUUGUUUUAAUUCAUUUUUUGGAGGUAAACAGACCCCAGUAUUCAUCUGUUUUUCUUCUAUCAGUGUAGAAACCUUUUUGGGGGGCAGAGGAUCAGUAUCAGGAACUUGUUUUAUAUUUUCUUUUCUUUUCUUUUCUUUUCUCCCCUUAAUUUUUGGCCGUGGAAGAAGGGUUUAGAGAGAGAGAGAGCGAGAGAGAGCCCCUGACAUUUUAAGUCUUCAACAUUGGUUUCUGGUUACAGCAUUACUCUUUCCUUUUGCAUGUCUGGUGCAUUCCAAUAUAGUAGCCUUCAUUUCUUCUAAUUUAAUUCCAGUUAUAUAUAUACAUAUAUAUAUAUAUAUAUAUAUUGAAAUUAUCAGAAAAUUAUAUAAUAUUCUCGGCUUUUUCCCUCUUAGAGUGCUAUUCAUUUAUUCUCAUAUAAAGAAGAAAAAGGUGGAUAAGUGUUGUGAUUGCACUUUUAUUCUAAAACCUAGCGAUUCAGGUAUUUGACAGCAUUUUAUUUAUCAAAAACUAGCAUAAGUGGCUUGCUUAUAAAUUAUAACGUGUUUUCUUUCAAUGGAUAUCAAAUAUGCGGGAUAUUUGUGAAUUUAUCCAAGUGAUUCUGGUAUGCAGGAGGCACUGUGGAAAUCUCCGAAUCAGUCGAUUACAUCAGAAAAGAAUGGUCUCUUCUUUCUCCUUACUGAAUAAAUACUACUGUGGUUUCCCUAAAGAGAUUAAGACCCAGCGCAAACUCGACCUGCCGAACAGAAAAGUUCAGCUGAAGUGUCAACUUAUCGUAGCUUCUCAUGAGAGUUUACUGAGCAGAAGGGUCUCCCUAGUUUCCAUUUCGACCGUAAUUGGUUUCGGUCUUAAUGCAUUACCGCCUAUUAAGGCAGAAGAGAAUGAUCGAAAAGAUAAAACUGAAGAGGGUGAUGGAGGUGUUUUGGGGGCGAUGAAAUCGAUAUUCGACCCCAAUGAGAAAACAAAGUCGGGAAAAGUACUGCCAAAGGGCUAUCUAAAGGCCGCGAGGGAAGUGGUGAGGACGCUCCGAGAAUCGCUGGAGGAGGAUACAAAGGAUGUUGCCAAGUUCAGGAGAAAUGCCGAUGCUGCGAAAGAGUCGAUCAGAGAGUAUCUGAGUGGUUGGAGGGGGCAGCAAACAGUUGUAGCGGAGGAAUCAUAUGCUGCACUGGAGAGAGCAAUACGAUCACUAGCCAAUUUCUAUGCAAAAGCAGGUCCCUUCGCUUCACUCUCUGAUGAGGUUAAAACGCGCAUUCUAAACGACCUGAACACUGCAGAGGCAUUUCUUUAGUGAGACCAGUACAAUUACUAGGUUGCCUUCAGCCUCUUCAUGUUUCCCUACUCCUACUUUCCCUUCCAGAUAGCAAGAGGAUUAAUAUGUCAUAUCUUUUGCAAUAUUAUUGAUUGUCCUGUAGACAAUUCAUGUUAAUUACCUAUGCAUGUAAAACGUGCCAGAAAUAUUUGAUAAAGCAAUCCAGUUUAUAAUUUUGAAUUUCCUGUA
Ananas comosus (pineapple) is the source of this 1541-nucleotide messenger RNA. Its product is annotated as photosystem II D1 precursor processing protein PSB27-H2, chloroplastic. The record is from RefSeq and is a predicted model, not a curated record. Gene Ontology annotation, cellular component: chloroplast thylakoid lumen; photosystem II. The coding region runs from base 612 to 1331 and encodes 239 amino acids. The transcript is spliced from 3 exons. Lineage: Eukaryota; Viridiplantae; Streptophyta; Magnoliopsida; Poales; Bromeliaceae. Gene Ontology annotation, biological process: photosystem II assembly; photosystem II repair.